Molecule: messenger RNA, 975 nt
Organism: Saxophila tyrrhenica
Lineage: Eukaryota; Fungi; Ascomycota; Dothideomycetes; Mycosphaerellales; Extremaceae
Exons: 2
Coding region: 1-975 (324 amino acids)
Source: RefSeq, a predicted model, not a curated record
AUGAAGACUGGCAUCUGCUAUCCAUGUACCGUUGAUGGCAAUUACCAAUGUGACCUACUCAGCAAUGGCGCUCCCUGCACGCAAUACCGGGACAAAAUCAUCAAUCGAGGAAAGUCGUGUAUCUGUGUGGACACCACCAAAACCAUCGAAGAAUACCGGGCGGACGCCGAGCGGGAUAGGCAGAACACUCUGGCCAAGUCAAAUCAACAGAGAGAGGCCAUGGUACUCUCUGCCCAGAAUCAGCGUCAGCAAACAAUCAAUUCUCCUGCUUAUGGCCAGCAAUACCCGCCGCAGCAGCCUAUGAUCCAAUACCCGGCUUACCAACAGCCGCCACAAACGCCUCCAGGAAUGGUCAUGGUCCCUGCUCAGUACGUCGUGCAGGCGCCUUAUGGCCAGCCCAGUCAGUCAUUCCAUUUCGGCCACUACAAUCCAAACGCGGGAAUGCAUCAGUUCACUGGUAGCGGGCCGGCACAGGGGCAAGUCCAUAUGUCGAAAGGCCAGAAGAGGGCCAAAAAGCAAAGGGCGGUCAAAAGACAAGGCGCUCUGCAGCAAAAUCAUCAGUUGCCUCCGCCGCGCAAUUCUGACCCACCUCAGCCAGGGAAUUUCCAGCAGCAGCUUCUGAUGAAUCAGGAAUCCCAGCGCCAGGCUCAAAUGAGCAACAAUCGAGAGCGCGGAAGGGAACACGGCGACGAUGCCGAGACUAGAGACCGCACGGAUGAGGUCGCAUCGCAAACCAGUGCGGCGCUCGAAGAAGCGCGGCUUGAAUACCAACGGAGGUUAAAGAUCAAUCAGUGGACGGCAGAGAAUCAGAAAGGGCCAAAUAAUGAUAAAAUUCAUCGCCCGACAGUCCUCGCUGGCCAAGGCGGCCAGCAUCUUCUUACGUUGCCUGGACUCCAGGCCAUCCGGGAUGGAUCGAACACGGGCGGCGUCGGCGGAGUUCCAGCCGACGGCAGUCCUCGCAACAGGCCGCUCUGA